This is a messenger RNA of Naegleria lovaniensis, 1077 nucleotides long. RefSeq lists its product as uncharacterized. The record is from RefSeq and is a predicted model, not a curated record. NCBI's taxonomy places the organism in Eukaryota, Heterolobosea, Eutetramitea, Acrasida, Naegleriidae. Bases 1 to 1077 code for a protein of 358 amino acids. The transcript has a single exon.
AUGCACCCACGUCGAGGCUUCCAGCAACCAAUAGGCUCUCAAAGCAAUAAGGAACGACAGACACCAAAACGUAAGGACCAAGUUGCAAGCAAGCCACUUCCGCAACAACAUAUCAUGCCCAAAUCAAUCCAAGCCAAUUCUGCAAUUCAACCUCAAAUUAAAACAAUCGUUCCGCAAAGUCAACAGGUUCAAAAACCUAAUGUCAUUGUACACCAAAAGCUGAGAUACCCUCCAAUCCGCCAUGAACUUCUCAAGCACUAUGGUAUUAGAAGUACAACUGACGAUGAUCAAAUCGCUGAUAUUAUUUUUCCAUCGUUAAGACUAGCUUUCAUUGUUGUUGGAAUUGAGAAUGUUAUUCUUCCCAAUUACUCGGAGCAGCUUCAACCGACAAUGACUCAACACCAUUCCUCUCAAGUAACAGAUUUCUCAAAGCUUAGAAAAGCAACUCUGGAGGACAUUUGUUCUAUUGGCUCUAUAUUCGAGAGAUCUUUUGUGAUGGUCAUGAUCAACAACAAAAAUCAUUUAGGAAAGUUUGUAAUGUUACAAAACAUGCUUACUUCUCAUGUCAUUCAAAGGCAAACAAAUAGAGAAUUGUACCUUAAAACUCAUGAUCAUCAAUCGAUCAUCAAUGGUAAGAGAAAAAGAGAAGAUCCGAAUGCAGCCAGUAGCAACACCAAUACAGACAUGGAAAGCCUUGCUCCAUACCGACCUCCGCAAAUACUUCCUUGUAGCUCAACAUCAAAGAUGAUUCAAUGCAUUCAAGAGUUAAGUAAGGUAGAAGGACGCAAGCAGCGAGUGAAACAUAGUGAGAAGGAAUUAGAAGAAUUCAUGAAUCAGCAUCAAGCAACUGCAGAGCGAGCAUUUGUCAACUCUUCUAUUGCUCAUGGUCUGUCUAGUUAUGAAGCAAGUGUUUUGUUACAAGGAAUGGGUUCUGUCUCAAAGGUCAUUCUGUGCGAAUCACCUCAAGAAAUUAUGAAUCGAACCCCACUUGAGAAAGGGAAAGCCAAAUUAAUUUUUGAAUUUUUCAACCCUUCCCAAUACAGCCACGAUCAAGAAUCGGAAAUGUUGGAUGAAUGA